Molecule: messenger RNA, 1781 nt
Organism: Pectinophora gossypiella (pink bollworm)
Lineage: Eukaryota; Metazoa; Arthropoda; Insecta; Lepidoptera; Gelechiidae
Exons: 8
Coding region: 1-1704 (567 amino acids)
Cellular component (GO): extracellular matrix
Source: RefSeq, a predicted model, not a curated record
AUGUUUUCUAAAAUCGUAGCUCUGUGCGCGUUGGUGGCGGUCUCUCAGGCGGGCCUCCUGCCCGAGCCGCACUACCAGUCUGCAGUGUCCUCCCAGAGCAUCGUGCGUCACGAUGAGGGUCAGGCCACCAAGCUGGCCUAUCAAGCUGCCCCCGUCGCCUACCACGCCGCCGCCCCUGCCGUCUCUUAUCACGCCGCCCCUGCUGCCGUGACCUACCACGCCGCUCCCGUCGCGAAGGUCGCUGUCGCUGCUCCCAUCGCCUACCACGCCGCCGCUCCUGUGGUUGUAAAGGCCGCCCCCGAGAGUCUCAAGGCCGCCGCCCCCAUAUUUUUUGAUGAGUACUUAAAUUGUUAUCAUUCAUUGAACGAUCGAACAAUCAACAUGUUCUCCAAAAUUGUAGCCCUUUGCGCAUUCGUGGCGGUGUCCCAGGCGGGACUCCUGCCCGAGCCGCACUACCAGUCCGCUGUCUCCUCCCAGAGCAUCGUGCGCCACGAUGAGGGCCACGCCACUAAGUUGAUCGCAGCUGCGCCCGUUGCCAAGUUGGCUUACCAAGCCGCCCCCGUCGCCUACCACGCCGCGCCCGCCGUGGCUUACCACGCCGCUCCCGCUGCCGUGACUUACCAUGCCGCCCCCGUCGCCAAGAUUGGUUACCAAGCCGCCCCCGCCGUUUCUUAUCACGCCGCCCCUGCUGCCGUUACCUACCAUGCCGCCCCCGUCGCUAAGGUCGCCGUCGCCGCUCCCAUCGCCUACCAUGCCCCCGCCCCCGUCGCCUACCAUGCCGCUCCCGUCACUAAGGUCCUCGCUCAACCCGAGGAAUACGCCCACCCGAAAUACGAGUACUCUUACUCCGUUGCUGACCACCACACCGGUGACGACAAGUCGCAGCACGAGAUCCGCGACGGUGAUGUCGUGAAGGGCUCUUACUCUUUCCAUGAGGCUGAUGGCUCCAUCAGGACUGUGGAGUACACCGCUGAUGACCACAACGGUUUCAACGCAGUCGUACACAACACCGCCCCCAAGGCCGCCCCCGUGGUCGUGAAGGCCGCUCCCGUUGUCCUCAAGGCCGCCGCCCCCGUCCUUUCCCAUACAAUCAACAUGUUCUCUAAAAUUGUAGCCCUCUGCGCGUUAGUGGCGGUGUCCCAGGCGGGACUCCUGCCCGAGCCGCACUACCAGUCCGCCGUCUCUUCCCAGAGCAUCGUGCGUCACGAUGAGGGUCAGACUGCCAAGCUGGCCUACCAAGCCGCCCCUGUCGCCUACCACGCCGCUCCCGCCGUCUCUUACCACGCUGCUCCCGCUGCCGUGACCUACCACGCCGCUCCCGUCGCUAAGGUCGCCGUCGCUGCCCCUAUCGCCUACCACGCCCCUGCCCCCGUUGCCUACCACGCUGCUCCUGUCGCUAAGGUCCUCGCUCAACCCGAGGAAUACGCCCACCCCAAAUACGAGUACUCUUACUCUGUUGCUGACCACCACACUGGUGACGACAAGUCGCAGCACGAGAUCCGCGAUGGUGAUGUUGUGAAGGGCUCCUACUCUUUUCAUGAAGCUGAUGGCUCCAUCAGAACUGUGGACUACACCGCCGAUGCCCACAACGGCUUCAACGCGGUCGUGCACAACACCGCCCCUACCGCCGCCCCCGUGGUUGUCAAGGCCGCCCCCGUGGUCCUCAAGGCCGCCGCCCCCGUCCUCUCUUACUACCACCACUAAGUAAUCAUGAUAAUGUAAAACCAAAAUGGCUGUUGAAUAAUUUUAUUUAUUGCAAUAUACGAAUAAGUUCGAUAAAA